Nezara viridula (southern green stink bug) is the source of this 3313-nucleotide messenger RNA. The record is from the annotation of a GenBank genome assembly. Lineage: Eukaryota; Metazoa; Arthropoda; Insecta; Hemiptera; Pentatomidae.
AUGAGGGGGGGUAGGAUUGGUUUUGUGGGUUAUGGUGGUGGUGAGUGUGGAGGAUGUAAGUUUGGGUUGGGGUUUGUUGGGAUGGUUGGUAUUGGGGGAGAAGUUGUGGUUUUUCCUCGGAACCAGUUGCUUGUUGUGAAUGGUGACCGGCUCAUUGAAGACCCGGUAUCAGAGCUUGAAAAAAUUGAGUCGUUUCUUGGACUUGAACAUAGAAUAGGUCGACAUAACUUUUAUUUCAACAGGACAAAGGGGUUUUACUGUUUAAGAAAUGAUACAGCAGACAAGUGCUUACGCGAAAGCAAAGGUCGCAGACAUCCUAGGGUCGACCCAAAAGUUCUGACGAAAUUAAGGAGAUUCUAUGUCGAACAUAAUCAGAAAUUCUACGAACUUGUUGGAGAAGAUCUUGGCUGGCCGGAAAAGUAAUUUUUACUUAAAAUAUAUAAAAACUUUGCUCAGAAAUAUAGUGAAUCAAGGAAAAUUGGCUAAUGUACAGUGGAUUUUUUUCAAAGCAAAACAUUCGCCAGUUAUUCAUUUGGUAUUCAAACAACCAAAGAAUAGUAAAAGGAGAGAAAAACCUAGGCAAUCUCUUUCUUUUGCCUUAAUAUCUAAAAAUAUUUCAACAGAUAUUUUUUAAAAAUGUUUCUCAAAUUGAAAAAAAAAAGUUACUUAUAAUUAAGUUAAUAAUUAGCAAGAUUCACUUAUUUUUGUGUGAUGUUUUAACGUUCUAUUCAGAAUAAAAAUAUGUAAAUCCCUUUAAACAAGAUUAUCAUUAUAAAAAAAGAAAAGGAAGGAAGUUAAGAGUUAGCAUUUAACAGAUGAAAUGUCACUACAUAUCAUUAACAAAAAUUACUGUGAUAAAAUUACAUAUCAAUAUGUUAUAUAAUAUGAUACAAGGAUUUUAUGAGUCUCUUUAUUACUAUUACUAUUAUCAUUAUUAUUAUUAUUAUUAUUGUAAUGAAAUUGCUCUAAAGGCGUUUUAAGACAAGUAAGGAAUUGGAAACUACCUAGGGGUAAGGCAAUAAUAAAUUACAUAUCAUAAUGGAUAUCAGUUGGCCGGCCAUGUAGGUAUAGAAUUCAACGAGUUGGAGGCAAAUGUGGAAAUCAUUUUCAAUGUUAAUAGUAAAGAAUAAACUUUCAUUGAUUUUACAUUGUAUUAUAUACUAUAUCAACAAAACGUACAGUUCUUUUAAGAUUAAUUUUAUAAUGUAAUUAUUAAAUAAUAAUAUAAUUUAUUAAAUAUUGUGAAUUAAGAGACUCAAGUCUGCUAAUAACUAUAACACCACAUCAGUUCUGUCACAGCAAAAAUGUGCCUUUGAUGUCUAUUAUUUAAAAAAAAAAAAUUAAAAUUGCACAUAUCUAUAUGACUAAAAUGUACUUCAUUGGAAUGAUUUCCAAUUUGCAACUUUUCUCGCAUGAAUCGCUGGAUCACAUUGAUCCAAGAGGUCCCUUAGUGAAUAUAGUUUCAUAAUUAGGUAAUAAAUGAAAUAUUUUUAUACUCCAUAUUGGAAGUUGUUGAAUUUAUUAUUGUUGAAAUAUUUUCAUUAAUUUAAUCUCAUAUAAAUUACUGAUUAAUAUUACAGGUGGUCUCUGAUAAACAUAUUAUAUUUAAAAUAAGUCAUACCUUCAUCAUUUUUAAAUAUGCUAUUUAUACAUAAGCUUAAUCAUACAAAAAAAUAAAAAAAUAUAGGUUUAAUAAUAUAAGAUAUUGUUAACCCGAUAUCAAAAGUGCAACAAGUCAAAAAACAGUAUUUUGAGAAAAAAAAAAUUGUUUUCAACUUUCAGAAUUCAUGGAGAGACGGACCAAAAGAUAUAACAAAUAAUUAAGUUAUACUACUUCACUAUGUUCAAGAUGAAAUAAUUCAAAAUUAGAUAAUUUAGAGGUGUUACAUUUUUACACUGGAGCACAAAUUCAAAUUCAAAAUAAUGAUAAUUUGAAUUGAUAAAUAAUUUAACCAUGGGCUCUAAUAUAAGUUUUAUAUAUCAAUGGCGCAAUUUUAUUAGACUGUAUUCCACAGUCCAGUUUAUGUACAGACUACAUAUAAUACAGAUAUAUUUAUUAACUGUGAAUGUAUAUCGGCAAUUUCAACUGAGAAAAAAUUCACUGGAAAAUGGUUUUUAAAAAACCAAAUGUUACAACAUGAAAUAUUGCAUAACUGUUUGUUCUAGUGAAUUUACUUUUUUUGUUUUUUUCUAAGAGAAGAAGUAAAUUAAUUUUAACAAAUGGACUAGUCAUAUAGAAGGAAUUUUAAUUCCCAUUCAGGGAACACCUGUAAUAAAAAAUUCUUAUGUAAUUAUUACAGUUUCCUCAAUAAAUAAUCACUAUUAAAAAUUUAAUCAUGCAAGAAAAGGAAUAUUGGAUGAAAUUAUUGAAAUACUAUUCCAUCGGGUAUUACUCUAAAUAAACGAGGAAACAGCUGGUCAAAAGUGAAUUUAAUAUGUUUAUAAUAUGAAAUUUAAUGAAAUUGAUUAAGUUUAUAGUGAUAAACCUUUCACUUACAGUUUGAACUAAAAUUAAUAGAUAAUCAGAAAUAUAGUAAACAAAUAAUUGAGGAACUUGUUACCAAAAGUGGAAAUAAAAGUGGACUUCAGACCGAAACUGAGAUUUUGAUGAGGCAUAGUAGGAAUCCUAAAGCUUUUCAGGUCUAUUUUCUAGCAUAUGUGGUCUUGUCAAAUUUGUUGGAAUUUAUUACUUGAAUGUUUAAAGUGUUUGUUACUCGGAUUGUUAACAAAUGACUUUACCAUCCAAGGGUGAUCUCUAAAACAUUAACUGUACGACCAACUAUCAAUAUGUGGCAUCACUGCUGUCCAGUGUCGCACCACCUUUUCACAAGUUUGUAUUUAUUUGAAAAUUUAUUGAUAGUAAUGCUUUUAUAGUGUCACUCAGUGUUUAUUUUUAAACUUUUGAAUAUUCAUUUGUCCUUCUGUUGUUUUGUUACUCUGAAUAAGAUGUAGAAAGACAGGAGUGAGGAAAUGAGAAAAUGUCAUUCUGUGAGGUAACAGGAUAGAUAGCACAAUGAUGAAGAAGAAUGAUACUGAACCUAAUCGUUUCUUUAAAAAAAAAAAAUGAAUGUAAAUUUAAUCACAAAUGUAAGAUUGUGAAACCGAGAAAAUAUUAUAGGUUUCUGAAUUUUAAGAAAAACAAGACACUUCCUUAGGAAAGUUUAUAUUAGUCUUCACCACAAAUAUACAUAGGUAUCGUCCCUCCUUCUGGUAUUAAGUUUUGGUAAAACUGAAAUCCGUUUCAAUUAACUAUUUUUUAAAGAUAGAAACAACAAAUAAGGUGGUGCAGAAAUUUUCAUGCAUAAAAUGCCGG